Molecule: messenger RNA, 752 nt
Organism: Didymodactylos carnosus
Lineage: Eukaryota; Metazoa; Rotifera; Eurotatoria; Philodinida; Philodinidae
Source: the annotation of a GenBank genome assembly
AUGAGUGGCAACAAGUUCAAUGAUAAUCACUCUGCAACGGUAGAAGAAGCGAGCAGUACUCAAACAUUGAUAUCGACAUCAAAUUUAGUCUCGUCAGUGGCAUCGCCAACCGGUACCAGAUUUCGUUCUCGGGCUAUUGUUGUUAAAACAUGUUUACAGUUUAUAACUAAAUCAAAAUGGAGGUUGUUAACUAUUGAUAUCGACCAUUCAAAACGUGCUCCGGAUGCUCCAACGUGUGUGAAGUUAUUCGUUACAGGACCAAAUUAUCUUACACUGUUCUAUGAAGAACCAAUACGAAACCAUGGCGCAACGGUGACAAAAUAUAAAGUUGAUUGGUCGUCAUCGGAAGACUUUAGUGAACGGUUUCACUCACAGAUUAUUAAAAAUUGUAUUCAAAGCGAAUAUGUUAUCCGAAAUUUACCGGUUGGUAUACCAUGUUAUGUAAGAGUAUCAGCUGGAAAUAUGAAAGGUUUUGGUCCAUUUGCCAUACCAGAUCCUCCUUUUGCUAUACCAUCGAGUUGGCGUGAAUUAUCGAAUUCAGUUCGACAAAAUCUACGUGAAAUAAACUUCAAAGAUAUUGUAUUUAGAAUCAACGGCGAAAUCUUAUCAGAUGGGCAUGAAUCGCCCGAGACGCCGAAUACACCGUCAGCAAGACAACAUCGACAAAGUUAUGGAGCAGUGCGAAAGAAUGUUCGUCAAUUAAUGGCAUUCCAUUCAAAAUUAGAAAAAACAGUAAAACGGUAUAUAUUGAC